Molecule: messenger RNA, 1449 nt
Organism: Alternaria arborescens
Lineage: Eukaryota; Fungi; Ascomycota; Dothideomycetes; Pleosporales; Pleosporaceae
Exons: 7
Coding region: 1-1449 (482 amino acids)
Biological process (GO): transmembrane transport
Molecular function (GO): transmembrane transporter activity
Source: RefSeq, a predicted model, not a curated record
AUGCCUCUGGGUAUCUUGCAGGAUUACAAGCUCGAACAUGUCCCGGGAACCGCCCCUUUGAGCGAGCUUGGUCGUAUUGAUCUUGAGGUCUCGACUGAUGUUGACCGUGGACUGCUCAAGCAUGAUGUUACAGGGCAGAUUGUACUCGUGCCGCAACCCUCUGAUUCACCCAACGAUCCGUAUAAUUGGCCAAGAUGGAAGAAAGAGAUGUUUACCCUCGUCAUUGCGUACGGAUGCGGUUGUGUAGGAGCCGUCGGCCCACUGCUAACGCCGGCUUUCGUACCACUGGCACAACAAUUCAACGUCCCUCUACAGAGGUUUACACUAGCGCCCUUCGAGGCACUCAUUCCAGCAUCAGUCGGAGACAUCUGGCAUGUACACGAGCGCGGAUUCCGAAUGUCCAUCUUCAAUCUCGGUGUCCUCGGUGGUAUCAACCUAGCGAGCCCAAUCGCUGGAUCCGUCAUCCAAUACGGCUCUUACCGCAUCGCAAUGCACGCGAUGGGUGGUGCCUUUGUUGUCAUGCUCCUCCUCGUCUUCUUCUUCAUGCCCGAAUCCGCUUACCACCGUCACAACGUUAUCAAUAUCGAUACAAGUUCUAAAACGGUAGAGACUGACACGAUGGAGAAGGAGAAGGCCAUUGAGCGUAUCGAAGACCACGCGAUCCAUGCAUCCGUCUCUUCGGAGCGUGCCGACCCCUACGUCAAGACUCUUAUGCCAUGGUCUGGUUAUUGGGAUCAUGUCUCCUUUUGGCGCACAUUCUUGCGUCCUUUUGUUGUGAUCAUGAGCCCUGUAGUCAUGUGGGCCACCUUGCUCUUCACGAUCUGCAUAUCUUGGCUCGUCUUGAUCUCUAUCACAUUGUCGCAGAUCUUCUCCGCCCCACCAUACAGUUUCUCCGUUAGUGCAGUCGGCGCAACGAAUGUAUCGUCAUUCGUAGCGUCGUUACUGGCCACGCUGGUAGCCGGACCGAUCAUCGAUGGAGUAGCAAAGUUCAUGUCGACGCGCAACAACGGUACUUUCGAACCCGAGUUUCGUCUUCCUGUGAUGAUCACGUACCUAAUUUUCACUGCGACCGGAUUCUUUGCCUGGGGCCAAUCGCUCUACAAUCAAGACCCGUGGCCGAUUCCCGUCAUUGUCUGCAUGGGCCUUAUCAACCUGGGUGUUCAGUUGGGAACUACCGCCGUGGUAACCUACGUCUCCGAUUGCCAUCGCGAGCAGGCCGCCGAGGCCUUUGCCAUUAUGAACUUCAUCAAGAAUCUUUUUGCAUUCGGCUUGACGUUCUAUGCCAAUGACUGGAUCGCGGUGCAGGGUGUAAGAGACGCGUUUUAUGUUAUCGGCGGAACUACCAUUGCUGUCACGCUGGCAACGAUUCCAAUGUACAUCUACGGAAAGCGUGCAAGGAGUUGGGUGAAGAGGUGUGGAGUGCUUGAUAGUGUUCUGAAAGUCGAAUAG